GUGAUGCCGACGAGUCUCUCAGUGGUUCCAGAAUGCUACGGGUGCUACCCCUGAGAAGUCUUCGAGUGACAAGGCUGCCAUCGUCUGCGCGACUUCCCGAGUCUCACGCGCCUGCAAAUGCCACGAGAUGGCUUCCACGCGGUUUUGAAGAGCUUACGAGCUUGAAGGUGCUGGUACUAGACGGGUGUGGAGUGCUAGACGAAGUUCCACGACUGGGCAGGCUUUGCGAUCUCCGGCGGCUAGAACUCACGGGCUGUCCCACAAUGGAGCGCAUCCUAGAAACCAUGACUUCACAACAAUCACAACAAGGAGGCGGCGACCAGGAACUUAAAAUAUCGGACUGCCGGGAGUUUGCUCGCUUCCAGACCAAAGUUGACGAGUUACGGAUUAUACAUUUCAGGGUGUGAAAAAGCUGCACGUCUCAAGCUGCGAGAAGCUACAUAAACUUUCGUCUCCCUCGACAUGAAAAGCUCUCGCUAAAAGGCUAAAAGGUUAGCAUCUCACACUGCGAGAAGCUUGCCAGAGUUCCUCUUAUUCCAGGCUCCGGCUGAGCAACUUGCCUUCGCUGCUCGAGAUUGCCGAGAGUUCGCCGGUGGCAAUGCAUGUCUCGUAUUGCGAGAAGUUGCCACGAGUUCCUCCCAUGCGGGGGAUCCAGCGGCUUUUCCUGAUGGAUCUACCAUCUUUGGUCGAGAUUGGCGAAGGUUGUAUGGCCACGCUCGAUCGGCUGGAGGUUUCAGGUUGAAAGAAGCUGGACAAACGUCCUUACGCUGAUCUUCUUCUACUUUCAUCACGGAACGAUAUCCAAAUGAUGAUGAAGAGCGAUAAAAAAACACGGAAGAUCUUUAGCACGAGAUUACAGAUUGCAAAUGUUUAUGCGUUUUGCAGCAAGCACGAAGGAGCAAAAGUCAGCAAGUUAGGCUCCACUAUAAAAUCAUGGGCGUAAAUUUCACCCAAAAGCUGACACGAGAAAGAGGAGCACUCGCCUGCGCCUGUGCCCAGUCCACACCACCACACGGCAAAAGUUUCGUUCCGAGUUGCUGUUUGACAAGUCUUUCCAAAGUGUGUGUAGUGAAAUCAAUAUAGACGGUGGAGUACGUGGUUCCAUGCAAAGACUUUAAUUUCCAUUUUACGCCAGGUGGUGUAAUGCCGGUA
Selaginella moellendorffii is the source of this 1152-nucleotide messenger RNA. RefSeq lists its product as uncharacterized. The transcript is spliced from 2 exons. The record is from RefSeq and is a predicted model, not a curated record. NCBI's taxonomy places the organism in Eukaryota, Viridiplantae, Streptophyta, Lycopodiopsida, Selaginellales, Selaginellaceae. The coding region runs from base 33 to 407 and encodes 124 amino acids.